AGCAAGUGACAAGUGUCAGAAAGAGAAGAGGAAGACGAUUAAUGGAGAUGAUUUGCUAUCAGCCCUGGCUACCUUAGGAUUUGAGGACUACAUUCAGCCACUGAAGGUCUAUUUGGCUAGGUACAGAGAGAUGGAGGGAGAUGCCAAGGGAUCUGCUAGGGUUGGAGAUGCAUCUGUUAGAAAAGAUAUAGUUGGAAGUCAGCUUGGCUCCAAUACGCAGUUUGUCUACGAAGGCUCUUUUGCACAAGGCUUAGACUAUGGAAACUCUCAAAUAUGAAUUUUGAAACAGUGAUUAGUCGUUUGCUGGUACAGAUGCCGAGUAUCUUCCGGCUUCUCAUCUUGCUGAUCUUUGUAUUAAGCUAUUCAAUAGCAAUGUUGAUUCUUGUUUGAGAGAACAAGAAACAUAAAGGACUCCUACUAAUUUCUGGAUCAACUUUUUGCAAAUAUUUUUUGCUAUACUUCUAUUUAAAUUCUCUUCCGCUCUGUACAUACUGCUUGGUUUUGAAUUUUCACUGAGAACAAACCUUCUAUUGUAGUUUGUACAGCAUCUAAGUGUCCAAACAUUCGGAUCUGUUUUAUUCCUCUAGUUCUUUUAUUGAUCA
This is a messenger RNA of Nicotiana tabacum (common tobacco), 602 nucleotides long. The record is from RefSeq and is a predicted model, not a curated record. NCBI's taxonomy places the organism in Eukaryota, Viridiplantae, Streptophyta, Magnoliopsida, Solanales, Solanaceae.